AAUUGAAUCACACCCCAUAGAAUAGUAUAUAUCAAGCAUAUUGACAUUAAUAUAUUUAUUAACAAUAAAUUGGAGGCAACCCAACAUUUGAAGAAUUGAACCUGCCAUUAUUGUAAGUAAGAAUUGGGAAAGGAAGGAAGGAGAUGAAUCUCCCUAUCAUAGAUCUGUCCUCACCUGAUCCUCUUUCCACUGCCAUUUCCAUCCGUCAGGCGUGCAUUGAGUAUGGUUUCUUUUACCUUGUGAACCAUGGCGUGGAGAAUGACUUGGUCAAAGCCUUUGAUGAGAGUAAGAGGUUCUUCUCACUUCCACCAGGAGAGAAAAUGAAGUUGGCCCGCAAGGAAUUUAGAGGUUAUACUCCUCAGGAUCCUACUUUAGGCCUCCAUGGUGAUUCAAAAGAGAGCUAUUAUAUUGGUCCUAUGGCGGAUUCAGCAAGUGUUAAGCUGAAUCAAUGGCCUUCGGAAGAAUUACUUGAAAAUUGGAGACCAUCAAUAGAAGCCAUCUACUGGAAACUCUUUGAAGCUGGAAAAAAGUUGUAUUCUCUAAUUGCACUUUCCUUGAAUAUGGAUGAAGAUUUCUUUGAUAAGAUAGGUGCCGUGGACAAACCAUCAGCUUUUCUUCGCCUUUUGCGCUAUCCAGGUGAAAUGGGACCUCACCAAGAGAUAUGCUCUGCUCAUUCAGAUACUGGCGCGCUCACCCUCCUAAUGACUGAUGGAGUCCCAGGACUACAGAUCUGUCGGGACAAGUUAAAGGAACCACGGGUCUGGGAGGAUGUGCCUUACAUGGAGGGGGCCUUUAUUGUGAACAUCGGAGACUUGAUGGAGAGGUGGACUAAUUGUUUAUACCGGUCAACAAUGCACCGGGUUAAACGAACUGGAAAAGAACGCUAUUCGAUGGCAUUCUUCUUAGACCCUCAUCCAGACUGUGUGGUGGAAUGCCUCAAAAGUUGUUGUAGCGAAUCAUGUCCUCCAAGAUUCACUCCAAUCCGAAGUGGAGACUACAUGGAUGAAAUUUUAAGCAACACACCAGUCUGACAAGGAUUUAAAAUGCUCCAUCCUUUCAUUUAUUUAAAGAGCUUAAACUUGUAUGUGGCUGUAAACAGAAGAAGGAUGCGAGACUCACCACAAGACCUUGCUUCAUUUUAAGUCAUUUCUUGUGCAUUAUGGCUGUAGCCAUGUAAAACGGACACGUUAAUAAUGCUUGUGCUGUUUUAUUUACUGAGCACUUGAUACAAGACACUCUUAUAAAGAUCCUUUGGAAUGGGAUCAUGCUUUUAUAAAUUAUUAUAGCGCUCUUAUCAGAAUUUUAAUUUAAUUGGUGAAGUGUGCAAUAUUAUUUGA
Molecule: messenger RNA, 1337 nt
Organism: Glycine soja
Lineage: Eukaryota; Viridiplantae; Streptophyta; Magnoliopsida; Fabales; Fabaceae
Product: 2-oxoglutarate-Fe(II) type oxidoreductase hxnY-like
Exons: 11
Coding region: 144-1031 (295 amino acids)
Source: RefSeq, a predicted model, not a curated record